UUUCGUUACAUAGCUGUCGGCAACGAGCGUAUCCCCGGCGCUCAUCCGGAGAUCGUACUCCCUGCAAUGAAGAAUAUACAAAACGCCUUGCAGGCUGCCGAACUGCAAGGCAGGAUAAAGGUCUCAACUUCAGUAUCCACCGGCGUCUUCGGCACGUCCUACCCUCCCUCCGCCGGCGUUUUCUCCUCCGACGUCCACGACACUCUGCAACCCAUCGUCUCCUUCCUCGCCAGCAACGGUGCCCCCCUCCUCGCUAAUGUUUAUCCUUACUUCAGUUACCUCGGAAACCCCAACAUCAACCUCAACUACGCACUCUUCACUUCGCCGGGGACGGUGGUCACCGACGGGCCGUUGCAGUAUCAGAAUCUGUUUGAUGCGAUGGUGGACGCAUUUUUCUCGGCGCUGGAGAAGAUGGGCGGUGGCAAUGUCAAACUGGUGGUGUCGGAGACCGGCUGGCCGUCGGAUGGUGGCGGUGUGGCCACACAACAGAACGCGCAGACUUAUCUCUCAAAUCUGAUAAACCAUGUGAAUCAAGGGACGCCCAAGAAGCCGGGAGUGAACAUUGAGACCUACAUUUUCGCCAUUUUUGAUGAGAACAUGAAGCAGCCAGGGGGAACAGAGAACCAUUAUGGGCUGUUUAACGCCAACAAGAGCCCAAAAUAUUCUCUCCACUUCUGA
Molecule: messenger RNA, 678 nt
Organism: Dendrobium catenatum
Lineage: Eukaryota; Viridiplantae; Streptophyta; Magnoliopsida; Asparagales; Orchidaceae
Product: glucan endo-1,3-beta-glucosidase-like
Exons: 1
Biological process (GO): carbohydrate metabolic process
Cellular component (GO): plasma membrane
Molecular function (GO): hydrolase activity, hydrolyzing O-glycosyl compounds
Source: RefSeq, a predicted model, not a curated record